This is a messenger RNA of Medicago truncatula (barrel medic), 629 nucleotides long. RefSeq lists its product as uncharacterized. The coding region runs from base 107 to 364 and encodes 85 amino acids. Lineage: Eukaryota; Viridiplantae; Streptophyta; Magnoliopsida; Fabales; Fabaceae. The transcript has a single exon. The record is from RefSeq and is a predicted model, not a curated record.
UCCAAAAAUCACCCUUCCCUCGUAUUAUAAAUAAAUGUUCAAGUCUUGAAGAAAGUAAGCCCUAUCAUCAUUCAGAUACUCAUUACUUUUAAACAACAAAGAAACCAUGGCAUCAACUGAGCCUAAUAACGAUUUUUUAGCAGGUGCAAAGGAUGCAGUAGCUUCAGCACAGACAACUGUGGGAAAUGCUGCAGCUGGUGUCCAGACAACUGUGGGAAAUGCUGCAGCUAAUGUUCAGAAGACCGUAGGAGAAUAUGCUACCAAGGCUGCUGAUUUUGUGCAGUCCAAACCAGAAGAGCCAGCCAAACCUGAAGGUGUGAUUGCUGGUGCUAAAAAUGCUGUUGGAGGCUUAUUUAAGAAAUGAAACAUCACUGAUUUCACUUUAGCAUCCUGUGAUUAAUUAAUUAAUUAAUUAAUAAGGAUACUAAACUUGUCAUCCCUUCAAGUAUGUGUAUAAGUUAGCACUGUGUAUCUUAUCAUAUAAACUAUAGGAUAGGAUAUACUAAGUUGGAUCCAAUAUGUAAGGUAACAGAGCUCUGCUCUUCACUUUACUGAUCCUGCCUCUGAUUGUUUAUGUUUUUCCUAAUUCUGUUGCAUAUUUAUUAUUCAAUUCUGUUUCCUUUCUCUUA